Vollenhovia emeryi is the source of this 483-nucleotide messenger RNA. RefSeq names its product anther-specific proline-rich protein APG-like. Bases 1 to 483 code for a protein of 160 amino acids. The record is from RefSeq and is a predicted model, not a curated record. The transcript has a single exon. Lineage: Eukaryota; Metazoa; Arthropoda; Insecta; Hymenoptera; Formicidae.
AUGGGCAGAUCGCGACGAGCUGGACGCUUAGUCCAGCUCCGCCGACUUAUUGUUAAACGAGCGUACGCUACCGCUGGGGUCUUUGACCCCAGGAUCUUUGACAGGCCUCUAGAGCCUGAAAAACCCGCGCUCCCGUUUCACCCUCCUUCUCCCAACAACCCUCCGCUAAACCCCUGUCCUCCUCACCUCCCACCACCAUACAGGGCACCUGACCCUUGCCCGGUCAGGGCGUGGGCUCCGCGCCCGCCGAUCACCCCCGCGCCUAGGCCCGCAAGGGCCAGCCUGGACAGCCCGCCACUUGCGCCACCGGCGGAACCGACGAGGAAGCCCCCGCCGGAACCAAAGGGCCCACAACCAAGCCUGGCCCCUCGCAAGACUAGACCCUGCAUCGUGAGGAUAGAGGCCCUCCCCCAGAAGGUCCGGAUCGUCCGACGGCCCAGGACCCAGCUCCGAGCCGCCAAGGACAUGCCCUCCCUGGGCUAA